GCGCCGGGGCUGGCGGCGGCAGCAGCAGCAGCAGCAGCAGCAGCAGCAUGCGUGCGGCCACCGAGGCUCAGGGCGCCACAACCACCUAAGGAACCCCCUCCUCCUCCUCCUCAUCAUCAUCUACCCCCGGCUGAAACUUCCCUCUCCCGCACGGUCCGGGCUUCUCCGGGGUUGGGGGGAGCUCGGCAGCCACAGCCGCAUGCAUGACACUCCGCAAAGGAGAGAAAAUGACCAUAAGUAUCCAGGAGCACAUGGCCAUUGACGUCUGCCCCGGCCCCAUCAAACCCAUCAAGCAGAUCUCCGAUUACUUCCCCCGCUUCCCCCGCGGGCUCCCCGCCGCCGUCGGCCGCAGCGGCAGCGCCCCUCGCCCCGCGCCCAGCCAAACCUCGGGCAGCCCCGCCGAGCAUCCCCGCGACGAUGAGGAGGACGUGGACCAGCUCUUCGGAGCCCACGGAGCGACGCCCGCCGAGCAGCCGGCCAAGAGCCAAGCGCCCGAGGAGCUGGUGGACCCCGAGGGCUACGAGUCGGACGAUUGCACCGCGCUGGGGACGCUGGAUUUCAGUUUGCUCUACGAUCAGGAGAACAACGCUCUGCACUGCACCAUCAACAAAGCCAAGGGCCUGAAGCCAAUGGACCACAAUGGUUUGGCUGAUCCUUACGUCAAGUUGCACUUGCUCCCCGGGGCCAGCAAGGCAAACAAGCUGAGAACCAAAACGCUGAGGAACACCCUGAACCCCACGUGGAACGAGACCCUCACCUACUACGGCAUCACCGACGAGGACAUGAUCCGCAAGACGCUGAGGAUCUCGGUGUGUGACGAGGACAAGUUCCGGCACAACGAGUUCAUCGGCGAGACGCGCAUCCCGCUGAAGAAACUGAAACCCAACCAGACCAAAAACUUCAACAUCUGCCUGGAGAAGCAGCUGCCGAUAGAUAAAACAGAGGACAAGUCGCUGGAGGAGCGUGGCAGGAUCCUCAUCUCCCUCAAGUACAGCUCACAGAAGCAGGGGCUGCAGGUGGGCAUCAUGCGCUGCGCCCACCUGGCUGCCAUGGAUGCCAACGGCUACUCCGACCCCUACGUCAAAAUUUACUUGAAACCAGAUGAGGACAAGAAAUCCAAGCACAAGACAGCAGUGAAGAAGAAAACGCUGAACCCCGAGUUCAAUGAGGAGUUUUUCUAUGAGAUAAAGCACGGUGACCUGGCAAAGAAGACCCUGGAAGUCACUGUGUGGGACUACGACAUCGGGAAAUCCAACGAUUUCAUAGGCGGAGUCGUGCUAGGAAUCAAUGCCAAAGGGGAGCGGCUCAAGCACUGGUUCGACUGCCUGAAGAACAAGGACAAGAAAAUCGAGCGCUGGCACACGCUGACCAACGAGCUGCCGGGCGCCGUGCUCAGCGACUGAGCCCUGCGGGGCCGCGGCUCCACAGCCCUGGGGCUCCUCCCAGCUUUGGAUACGGGGGUAUCCCGGGACAGCCAGGACAGCAGGACACCCCCCAGCAGGGCCUGGCUGCAGGGAAGCCCUUCCCAGGGGAGAAGGCACAGGUGGUUUGCUCUGGCUUUUCCAGAACGCCUCUUUGCGCCCUGCCACACUCACAGCCCCGCUGUCGAGCGUGCACCGCACACUCACACUCACACUCACGCAGGUGUGCGCCCCUGCAUGCACUGCAGUCUGGCUCCUCUCCCAAAUCCUGCCUCUACUCACAGUUUACCUUCUCGCUGCCUUGCAAGUCAGUGGCAAAAAAAAAUGAAUGCGUCCGUCCGCGUCCGUGUGUCCGGCAUCGGCAAAAGGCGUCCCCAGAAAAACACACAGAACCCAGAACUGUCUCCUGGAGGCAGCUUGUGCCAUAUCUCUGGUGGUUUGUCAGUCUCUGUGGUUUGGGCCUAAACAGUCUUUUCUGCAUUUCAAGCUCCUCUGUUGGAAUGAUUGUGUCCCUGGUGAACCCGGACAGAGUGUUUGCUCUCCUUCCAGGAAUGUUGUGCUCGUCCUCUCCAGUAAAUCUCACGUGCAGGCAGCAGAGCUGUGCAGACCAAGCUUUUCCUCCUGGGAUCAGGCAGCUUCACCUUUGGGAGGCAAAAUGAAAAAGCUCCCUGGAACAGCCUGGCUGUUCCUGCUUCCCAGGAAGCAGCUUCUCUCCUAAUGAAACCAUGCCAUGCAGCAGCACGGCUGUUUUUCCAGCAAAGCCAGCUUUCAGGCUGAAUUUUUCUAUAAUUUUUUCCCUUUUUCAUCCCAUUCCAAUUCAUGCAUUAAAUAAUGAAGAUGCUGAGCCUCGGAGCUGAGCUGGAAUUGUGUUUGUAGCUCGGCAUGGCCGUGAGGUUGACUCAUUUUCUGCCUCAGCGUCCAAACCAAAUAAUUUUCUGUGUAUGGCACAGUAAUAUUAAUAUGGCACAGUAAUAAUAUAUUAAUAUUAUAAUAAUCCCAGAUAUCAUCCUCUGUGAUCCUUGGAUCACAGAGGAUGAUGUCUUGGCUGGAUCUUCAUCAUCAUCCCACCAGGCAUCCAGUGGGAUAAGCUAAAGCUUUCUAGGAAAUGCUGCACCAUUCCCAAAAUGUUUGGAAGCCUUUAAACAAUGAUUUCUUAGGAAGAGCUGCUUUUUCCCCACAAGUCUCAGUUACCCUCAGCUUCCAAACCCUUUGCAGGUAUUGCCACCUUCUUUUUUUUUCUCUUGGGAAGCAAUGGAAUCUCUGGAAACCUAUGUUUACUUUUCCAAGUGAUGAUCCUGUUACACCUUGUUACACCUUGUUUGAUAUUGGGGUGGGAGAUAAAAGAAAAAAACCCAACAUUCAUAGGGGUUUUUUAAAUAACUCAAUAUUUGUAAUGCAUCCUGCAGAUGUGCAUGGAUUUUAUUUGAAUACUGGCAGCCUGUCAAGUCGGAUGUUCCCACUAAUCCUUUCUGGUCCAGCACCUUAAAACCUGGUUGGGGUCUGAGCUUCCAGGGAAGCUCCAGGAGCACCAGGUUGGCUGUGCCUCCCUUUUCUGGCAAAGUUCCUUUCAGUCCAUCCUUUUUCCCAGCCUAUGAAACUGGUUGAUGCCUGAGGUGGAGUAGGACACGUGUGUGUGGGUUCCUUCACUUUGUACCCCAGUCUUUUCUAAGUGGACACUCCGUCCCUCGUCCCAGCUGCAUGCAGAGUUGGUGGUUGUCAUGCCAGGCCUCGUGAAAAUGUUUGAUACCAAUGUUUUGCUACCAUGUGAAGGCUGCAGAAACCGUCCUUACCUGCAUCCUGAGAGACUUUUGUAUUUCAGUAUUACCUAUCUGUGUACUUUUGGUCAGAUUUGUUAAUAUUUAUAAUGAGAACCGAAAAUAAAAAGGUUAAAAAAAUAAAAAUUAAAAAAAAAAAA
Messenger RNA from Camarhynchus parvulus, 3336 nucleotides. RefSeq names its product double C2 domain beta (gene DOC2B). The record is from RefSeq and is a predicted model, not a curated record. Lineage: Eukaryota; Metazoa; Chordata; Aves; Passeriformes; Thraupidae. Gene Ontology annotation, cellular component: membrane. The transcript is spliced from 9 exons. Bases 204 to 1403 code for a protein of 399 amino acids.